UGUGCGCAAGUGUUUGCGGUUGUAAAGAACAAGCGACACAAUAUGGACGUGUUGAUUGACCAAUAUGACUACGUUGCAGCGAUUCUGACCGAGUUAGCGGAGAAAAAGAUCAAAGCAUGUGGAUCGUUCUCAGAUUUGCCCAAAGUGGCCCCACGUUUGCAAAGUUUUUUCGCGAAAGGAGAACUUUGCAACGACAUGCUUAUGGGAGCGAAAGAUAGAGGAUUAUCUGGGAUGCGUUUUAUAUCGCCAACCGUCAUGAUUCCACUGACAGAAAUGCUUGAACAUGCUUUGCCUAAAGACUUCUCCGACAAGCUAACAUUGUACUGUCUGGUUCUUGAACGAGGUUAA
This is a messenger RNA of Strongylus vulgaris, 348 nucleotides long. The record is from the annotation of a GenBank genome assembly. NCBI's taxonomy places the organism in Eukaryota, Metazoa, Nematoda, Chromadorea, Rhabditida, Strongylidae.